Messenger RNA from Naegleria gruberi, 1401 nucleotides. RefSeq lists its product as uncharacterized. Gene Ontology annotation, biological process: transcription initiation at RNA polymerase II promoter. The transcript has a single exon. Lineage: Eukaryota; Heterolobosea; Eutetramitea; Acrasida; Naegleriidae. The coding region runs from base 1 to 1401 and encodes 466 amino acids. The record is from RefSeq and is a predicted model, not a curated record.
AUGAAUAAUCAACAACAGCAAUCAAUAAAAAAUCCAUUCGCCAAGUCUGCCCUUCAACUCCAGAAGGAGCAACGAAGGAAGUUGAUGUUACAAAGACAACAAGGUGGUAAUGCAACACCAUCGGCAUCAUCAUCAUCACCAACUCCCAAACCAAUAAUACAAAACCGAUCAGCACCACCUACACAUAUACCAAGACAAGCACCACCACAAAAUGUAAAUUAUAAUAGACCACCUCCUAAUGUAAAUGUUACUGAAUUACGUCUUACCAAGGUUGCUACACCGAAUGCAUACUACAUUUGUAAAUUCCCAAAGGUUUUGGACUUUGAAUCAAUGCCUGGACAAUUAAAAAUCAGACUUAAAGGAAAGGAGGAUGAAGAGGCUGAUAUGGAGGAAAAACCACAAGAAGAGGAACCAGAACCAGAAGAAGAAAAUCCAUUCCAAAAAAAGAAACAAGUAAGAAGAAAUCAAAAACAUGAAUAUAUUUUCGAAAAUGCUGAGCCACCAAAGAAAGCUUUUGAAGGUAUUCCAGAGGAAACUCAGGAUGCCAAAUAUGCUCUCUUUAUCAUUAGAGAAAAUCCUCAAACAGGACAACAAGAAUUUGGAGUUUUACCUGUCGGAUCACAAUGGUUGACUUUCAGGCCAAGAAUUUUAAAAGCCAAUGCUGUUCCUCUAACUUUGGAACAAGCUGAAAAAAAGAUGAAACAAAAAGAUUCCCUGAUGAGCGAUCAAUGGAAGAGAAUUAAACCUGAAAUUGCUGAGGAAUUAAAACAUGAUAGAAAGAGAAAGAAGGAAAAGGAAAUCGAUGAUGAAAUGGACUUUGAGGAUGUUAAUGAUGAUGAUGAACAAGAUGAAUAUUCAAAGAAAAUUUCUAGGGAAGAUAGAAUGGAAGCAAAGAAAGUUUUCGGAUCUGAUGACGAAAAUGGAUCUGACUCGGAUUCUGACUCUGACGACGAAGAAAAGAUGCGUAAGGAAAAGGAAAAGACCUCAAGACGAGAAUUGGAUAAGCUCAUCAAGAAAGAAAAUGGAGAGGAGGUCGAUGAGGAAGAUGAUGAAAAUGAACAAUUGAAGGAAAAGAUCAAAGAAGCCAAAAAGAGAAAGGUCGAAGAAAACUCUUCUGGUUCAUCUGAAGUCAAGACAGAAGAACCAGAGGCCAAGAAGGUCAAAACAGAGCCAGUGUCAGAGAAUGACAAACUAAAGAACUCAAUCCUAAAGUAUUUGAAGAAGAAGGGUGAAGUCAAGACAAGUCGUUUCAAGAAGAAGUUCUUUAAAGAUUGCUCUUCUGAACAGGAAAAAGAUCAAAGAAAGAACCAAGUUCUCCAAAUCAUGAAGGAAAUUGGAGCUAAAACUUAUGACCAAAAUGGAACCAAAGUUAUCAAAUUAGAUCCAACUGCUCAAGAAUGA